This is a messenger RNA of Mercurialis annua (annual mercury), 1710 nucleotides long. Its product is annotated as DNA polymerase-like. NCBI's taxonomy places the organism in Eukaryota, Viridiplantae, Streptophyta, Magnoliopsida, Malpighiales, Euphorbiaceae. The transcript is spliced from 2 exons. Gene Ontology annotation, biological process: DNA replication. The record is from RefSeq and is a predicted model, not a curated record. The coding region runs from base 1 to 1710 and encodes 569 amino acids. Gene Ontology annotation, molecular function: nucleotide binding; DNA binding; DNA-directed DNA polymerase activity.
AUGUUGAUUCUGAGUAUGAAAUUAACAAUAGGAUAUACUAUGCUUUUACCAUCAUCCUAUGAAAUUUCUUUUACUUUAGGUAAUGCAAUUCCAUUGUAUGAUCCUUUAGGUAAUAUAAUUAACAAAAAGAUGAUAUAUGAUAUGAUUGAGCAACUUGUUAGGUUAAAUGGUGAGAAAUACAAUGAUGCUGAGGUUAAAGGUGUCUUUAUUCGUGUCUAUUAUAAAUCUAAGGAUUCCUUUAAACCAUUAGACUUUCCUAAUAUAUCAUAUGCAAAUCUAAUGGGUAUAAUUAGCAAUGUUAUUAUGAAUUCUGAUAUAGUAAGUGGUAAUCUACCCGAAGUGAAAUCACUUUUGUAUAAAAAGAGUCGUAUUCCCUCUUACAUAAGCUCAAUCAAAGGUAAUAAGAAAGGAUGUCAUCCUUUCAUUGUAUCCAAUCUAGAGACUGUAGUCGAAAAUAAUGUAAAUAUUCCUUAUGACGCGGGUUACUUAGUGGUGAAGCCUGGUGAUGAUCUUAGAAACCUACCUUCAUAUUCGAUUCAAACCUUUUUAAGUGAAAAUCACAUAAAUUUCUAUCCUAUCUUUGAAGAAAGGAGUGAGAAAAUGUUCUUUGAAUUUUUCUCUAAUUUGGAAGAAUGUGUGAAAAAUAGUAGUCUUCGUCUUAGAACUGUUUAUUUCAAUAAUUUAGGCCGGUUUGAUGGGAUUUUCCUUCUGAAGUAUUAUGUAAAUCGUCGUGAUAAAUAUAAAAUCAAACCAUUGUUGAGGAAUCAUAAGAAUUACGAGUUGAAAGUCUAUCUUGGUGAUCGGUUCUUAGUUCGUUUCAGAGAUUCAUUAACAUUAAUGCCUAGCUCUCUUGAAAAAUUGGGAAAAACAUUAUGCCCUGAAUCAGGAUCCAAAGAAUCUAUUCCACAUGAGAAAUUGUCUUCGUCUAAUCUUCUAUUGAAUAGUGUGGAUUUGAUAAACUAUCUUCGCUAUGCUAUCCUUAUCUUAGGUGGUGUGAUGUUGAAGGCUCAAGAAAUUAAUUGGUCUAAAUACUGUAUUGAUAUCGAGGAUGUGAUGACAUUAUCAUCGCUUUCACUCAAAAUCAUUCGUAAUAAUUUCUUUGAUGAUAAUACCUUUCAUAUCAAUAUACCUAAUAGAAACCAAGAUAUUUUUAUUAGGCGUAGCUAUUAUGGUGGUCAUGUUGAUGUCUAUAAGCCCUAUGGUGAGAAUCUUUACUAUUAUGAUGUGAACUCUUUAUAUCCAUUUAUUAUCAAAUCCUAUCCUAUUCCUUGUGCUAUACCAGUUUGGAAGAAGAAUUUGAAGAGCGUUGGAUUGGAUAGCUUGGUUGGCUUUAUUGACGCCUGUGUUGUAUGUCCUACUAAUAUAUCACGUCCAUUCUUUCCCUAUAAAGAUCAAUCUGAGUUGAAGUUUGCGCGUGAUUUAUGUUAUUGUGUAAUUCCUCUUAGGGGUUAUUUGUUUGAGAAGAAGUCAAGUCCUUUCGAAGGUUGCAUCUCAAACCUCUAUAAAAGCAGACUCGAAGCCCAGAAAGCUAGUGAUGAAGCUAUGACAUUUAUUUAUAAGAUUCUAAUGAACUCCCUCUAUGGUAGAUUGGGUAUGAAUCCUGAAAGUACAGUGACAGAGAUCUACAAUCAAAAGAAAUAUGAAGAAUUGAUGAAGAUGGAUAAUUUUCAAUCUACAGAUAUGCUUUCCGAUCAUUGCUAUAUAGAAUAG